This is a messenger RNA of Arachis duranensis, 1614 nucleotides long. RefSeq lists its product as uncharacterized. The record is from RefSeq and is a predicted model, not a curated record. Lineage: Eukaryota; Viridiplantae; Streptophyta; Magnoliopsida; Fabales; Fabaceae.
CGCAAGGGUACGAGACAGAGAGCUUUCUUAAUGUGCCCAAAGCUGCAGCAGCCGGAAGGAAGUGUGCUAAGCGAGUCGACAGCAUAUGGGGUGCUUGGUUCUUCUUCAGUUUUUACUUUAAGCCCUCUUUGAAUGAUAAGUCUAAGGCCAAGAUUGUCAGGGAUAGCAAUGGUGUUUCAGGGUUUGACAAGUCUGAUCUCAAGCUUGAUGUUUUCAUGGUUCAGCAUGACAUGGAGAAUAUGUACAUGUGGGUGUUCAAGGAGAGGCCCGAGAAUGCGCUGGGUAAAAUGCAGCUGAGGAGUUUCAUGAAUGGGCAUUCUCGCCAAGGGGAGCGCCCAUUCCCGUUCAGUGUUGACAAGGGUUUUGUGCGGUCUCACAGGAUGCAGAGGAAGCAUUAUAGAGGGCUUUCUAACCCUCAGUGUGUUCAUGGUAUUGAGGUUGUUCCGUCCCCCAAUCUGAUGGCCCUUACUCACUGGACGAGAUUUGAACUUCACAAUCCCACCUGAAGCAAGCGAUUUCAGUUCAUGGAGGAAUCUUCCCAACACAGACUUUGAGCUUGAGAGGCCGCCUGCCCCAAUCAAGGGUGCUCCAAAUUCACACCCUAAGAAACUGCUCAAUGGAUCUGGACUGAAUUUGUCAACUCAUUUGUCUAACCACAGUAAUGGAGAUGGAUUGGACCUAUCUCCGGUCAGCAGCAAAAAGAGGAAGGACUUCUUCCCACAUGCAAAUGAUGAAGAAUGCUACUUGGCUGUUAAUCCUCCAGCUGAACGGAUUCCAGAUAUAGAGAUGCACCCCCCAAACGAGCCAAACUGGUUGAAUGACUUUACUGGGGUGAUAAAGAGUGUCUAUGGACCUGUUACUGCUGCAAAAACGAUCUAUGAAGAUGAUCAAGGCUAUUUAAUUAUCAUAAGCUUGCCCUUUGUAGAUCUUCCAAGUGUGAAAGUUUCUUGGAGGAACACUCUGACUCAUGGCAUCAUAAAGGUUUCUUGUUUGAGCACAUCGCGAAAACCGUUCAUUAAGAGGCAUGACAGGACAUUCAAGCUCACAGAUCCAUCAUCGGAGCACUGUCCUCCCGGUGAGUUCGUCCGUGAGAUCCCUCUUUCGACGAGAAUCCCUGAAGAUGCCAACAUUGAAGCAUACUAUGAUGGGCCAGGUUCAGCACUUGAGAUCAUGGUGCCAAAGCAUCGGGUAGGACCUGAAGAGCAUGAAGUCCGGGUUUGCCUACGCCCUCAUCUGGGAGGGAAUGAUCUUAUGUUAACUUGAAGAUUAGGCACUUCUAUUUAAAAGAAAAGAAAAAAAAAGAAAAUACUAUUAUUGUUAUUAUUAGGAAUGCUAGUAUGGUGCGUUUAUGAUUGUUUUUUUCUAACUUUGUACCAUACAGUGUUUUAUCUGUAAUAGAAAAUGUGCGUCUUACAUUUUACAUAUAGCACUAGCAAUUUUUAGCUCACUGAAUGCCCUGGUUCUUUUUGUGUUCCAGUGCAUUUCUAAGCUUUUGAUUGUAAGCGAUUAUUAAUCCGAACAGAGCCGGUUCUGUUCAUUUAUAAGAUAUUAUCAAUUAUCAAUAAUCAUAACAAUCAUACCUUUGGUAUAAGUGACCAAAGGAUUCUUUAUCUA